AUGAACGAGGAUCUGGAUCAGAGACCAGCCAAGCGACAACGGUUCUUUGCCGAAGAUCCUGCUUCUUUAUCCAAUUCGAAUGCGGGGACUCUCGACGCGUCGUUACCUCGUCACUGCCCGCGCUUGGAGGAACACGCUCCCAAUGACGAUGGCAAUGUCCCGGAGACUCCUCCCCUUGAGGAUAUCCAGACACCUCGAGACACCCCAUUCGGGCCUAAACAACCUUUCUUGACGACGGAAAGCAUAGACGCUGGUCCAUCGGAGGCUCCAGCGACGACCUCGCCCCAAAAUGAAACGGCCCAGCGAGGAAUCCCCGAUACGACAACCCAACUUCCAAACUUGAACGGCUUCGAUGUGGAGCUAUUUACAGGUAUAAUCGGAGCGCAGCUACCUCUUGAUUCUCUCAAAGCGAUUCAGACUGCCGCUUCAAACAGCGUUGAACGAGCCGUCAACAUUUACUUUGAUGGGUCAUGGAAAAAGCCAGCAAAGACCGCAUUUCGGCCGAAUCCACCUCCCUUUCAAUCAAGCCUAUCGGCCAAAACUGAAGCAGGCGAAGAAGCGUCCGUCGCCCCCUCCCGUGCAGUCAAUGAAAGCACACCGGUCGAACAACAGACUCUCCUGCGAAAACAAUCGUCCUCGAGAUAUAUCGGAGCGUUUGGCGUGGGAGCAUGGGCAACGCGGAGUGGACCAGCAUUAUUGAAGCAUGGAGACCCUGUCAAGAUCGAACGUGCCAGGUCACAGCCAGUCACGAAGCGCGGUCGGAACGGAAAGAUGUUCACCAACAACAAGAGUGACGUCCUGACACGAUUCACAAACUCUGCAGGGCAGGAAAUCGGACGGCUUCCGCAUGAUAUUGCUGGAUGGGUAUCGACUUUGAUUGAUCAGAAAAUAUGUGAGUUUGAGGGUGUCUGUGUGUAUAUUCCCGACAGGGUUCGAGUCAACGAUACCAUCUACCUGCAGCUACGAUGCUUGUUCAGGCGGGAAGCCUUUCAGCAUGGCGCCUUUAUCGAAGCGGCCGGGGAUGACAACAGGUCAACAGGUCUAUUCGAGGAAAAGGAAAGCAUGGAGGAGAAAAGCCUCAGGCUUCGGCAGGUUGCUCUUGUGAAGCUUUUCCACGAAAUUGGCCUCCAACCAACUUCCCUCAACCCGACUACCGAAAAGCACAAGAAAGACGGGCUGCUCCGAGCUGCCGAGAUGGCCGAGCAGUACGACGGCGUAAAAAAGGAGAAGACGAAACUCACCAAAGACUCGAACAAAGACCCGAACAAAGAUCAGAAUGACGACUCCUCCGAAGAUGAAGGGGCUGAACUCGAAGAAGAUCAACUGGAUACACUGUAUCGCAAAGCGCAAUCCUUUGACUUCAAUAUGCCCGAGGCCCAGCCACCUUCUACGUUUACUAUGGACCUUCGAAAGUAUCAAAAACAAGCUCUACAUUGGAUGCUUUCGAAAGAGAAGGACAAGGAACAAGCUCGAGAGCGCUCGAUGCAUCCGCUCUGGGAGGAGUAUAACUGGCCAACCAAGGACGUUGACGAUAAGGAUUUACCAAUCGUGGAGGGAAUUGACCACUUCUAUGUCAACCCGUAUUCCGGUGACCUGAGUGUCGACUUUCCCGCUCAAGAGCAACAUUGCUUGGGCGGUAUCCUGGCGGAUGAGAUGGGACUGGGAAAGACAAUCGAGAUGCUCAGUCUGGUACACUCUCACAAGACCGAGCCGAAUCCCAACGUGUCCAGUGGAAUCAGUUCUGUCAACGACCUCACUAGACUUCCCAACGCUGCUGGCAUCGUUCCUGCUCCGUAUACCACACUGGUUGUCGCCCCAACGUCAUUGCUCUCGCAAUGGGAGAGCGAGGCAUUGAAAGCAUCGCAACCCGGGACGAUGCGAACUCUCCUGUACUAUGGUGCUGACAAGGCAGUAAAUCUUCGGGACAUAUGCUGCGAGGCAAAAUAUUCAACGGCACCCAAUGUCAUUGUGACCAGCUACGGUGUUGUACUAUCGGAGUUUCGCCAACUUACCCAGUCGUCCGUAAUGGCAAACCAUAACGGGUUAUUCUCCGUUGAUUUCUUUCGCAUAAUCCUCGAUGAGGCGCAUCUGAUCAAAAACCGUCGUUCAAAGUCCGCGAGAGCCUGCUACGAAUUGAAGGCGCAGCAUCGGUGGGUUCUCACGGGCACACCCAUUGUCAACCGACUGGAAGAUCUGUUCAGCUUGGUGCGCUUCUUGAAGGUUGAGCCAUGGAGUAACUUCUCUUUCUGGAAGACUUUCAUCACGGUGCCCUUCGAGUCGAAAGAAUUCGUCCGCGCUCUCAAUGUGGUGCAGAGUGUUUUGGAGCCUCUUGUACUCCGAAGAACCAAAACAAUGAAAACUCCAGAUGGUCAGCCCCUGGUACCAUUGCCAAAACGAACCGUUACUAUCGAAGAGGUCGAACUCUCCGACCAAGAGCGAGAAAUCUACGACUGCAUCUAUACCCGGGCAAAGAGAACCUACAAUGACAAUGUCGAAGCGGGCACCCUUCUUUCGUCAUACUCCACCAUCUUUGCGCAACUUCUGCGGCUUCGGCAGACAUGCUGCCAUCCGAUUCUCACCCGCAAGAAAGAGAUAGUUGCAGACGAAGAGACUGCGGCGGCUGCCCUCGACGCAGUCAACGAAAUGAAGGACGACAUGGACCUCCAAGAUCUCAUUAAUCAGUUCACUGCCGGAAAUGAGAAUGCAGAGACAGAGGACCGGUCUGUUAAAUUCACUGCUCAUGCCCUUCGACAAAUACAGACCGAGUCCAGCGGAGAGUGUCCUAUUUGCUGCGAAGAGCCGAUGAUCGAUCCCGCAGUGACAGCGUGUUGGCACAGUGCGUGCAAGAAAUGUCUCGACGACUUUGUUCGGCACCACAUCAACAAGGGUAAUCAGCCUCGAUGCUUUUCGUGUCGUGCCCCUGUGGAUGCCAAGGACAUAUUCGAAGUCGUUAAGCACCCGAUGACGCACACCCCCGUUGAGGAGACACCAGGCGAUACACCGAGCAGCUUGCAACCGGCGCCGCGUAUCUCUCUACGUCGCAUCAAUCCUUUAUCCCCAUCGGCACACACCUCUGCAAAGAUCCACGCGCUCAUACAUGGUCUGUCUCGCGUCCCGCCUGGGACCAAAACAGUUGUCUUCUCUCAAUUUACCUCUUUCCUCGACCUCAUCGGCCCCCAGUUGACCAAAGUGGGUAUUACCCACCUCCGCCUCGAUGGCUCGAUGCCUCAAAAGGCACGCGCUGCCGUUCUUGCGGAGUUCGCGAAGACCGAAGAUACAUAUGCCGACGACAUAAUCGAUGACGAGGACGAAAGACAGACGAGGAAUGGCCCGCCCUUUUCAAAGACCAUCGAGCCACGGCCCACUGUUCUCCUCAUAUCCCUCCGCGCAGGCGGCGUUGGUCUCAACCUCACGACAGCAAGCAACGUCUUCCUCAUGGACCCGUGGUGGAGUUUUGCCAUAGAAGCCCAGGCAAUUGACCGUGUCCACCGAAUGGGCCAAUUGCGCGAUGUUCAAGUGACGAGAUUUGUGGUGAAGGACUCCAUCGAAGGUCGAAUGCUUCGCAUCCAGGAGCGCAAAAUGAAUAUCGCAGGCUCGCUCGGACUACGCGUUGGUGGCGAUGAAUCGGAAGAAGAUAAGAAAAAGGACAGAAUUGCGGAGUUGAAGAUGCUCUUCGAGUAA
Molecule: messenger RNA, 3681 nt
Organism: Penicillium cinerascens
Lineage: Eukaryota; Fungi; Ascomycota; Eurotiomycetes; Eurotiales; Aspergillaceae
Product: DEAD/DEAH box helicase
Exons: 1
Coding region: 1-3681 (1226 amino acids)
Molecular function (GO): nucleic acid binding; zinc ion binding; ATP-dependent chromatin remodeler activity
Source: RefSeq, a predicted model, not a curated record